This is a messenger RNA of Conger conger (European conger), 658 nucleotides long. It is a transcript of the gene rln1, whose product is annotated as relaxin 1. Gene Ontology annotation, molecular function: hormone activity. Bases 80 to 643 code for a protein of 187 amino acids. Gene Ontology annotation, cellular component: extracellular region. Lineage: Eukaryota; Metazoa; Chordata; Actinopteri; Anguilliformes; Congridae. The transcript has 3 exons. The record is from RefSeq and is a predicted model, not a curated record.
AAGUUCUCUGAAGAGGGCUGCGAGAUUUAACCCGUAUUUGAACAGUGAGAGCGUUCCACUUCCGACAUCAAUCGACAAAAUGUAUAGGUUUCUGUCCAUGGUAAUUGUGUUUGUCAGCAUUGUGGGCAUAUGCACUGGUAGUGAAGAUGAAAGCAAAGCUGUGUUGAUGAGAGACUAUGGGGUAAAACUGUGUGGCAGGGAGUUCAUACGAGCAGUAAUCUUCACCUGCGGAGGAUCCCGGUGGAAGAGAUCUGGACAGGUGGACUCACUUCAGAGCAGAAGUAAAAAUAAAUUCCUUCAUUCUUCCUGCGUUGUCUCUACAGACUCCUUCCGGGACCGGCAGAGUUGGCUGCAGAGCGCAUUGGCAGCGAUGGAACACCCGCAAAAGCUCGGCGCUUCGCUGGCAGACCUUCUGAAAGAGCUCGGAGACUCGAAUGACUACGAGACAGGGGCCGAACCGCGCCAGAAUGAGAAACCAGGGUGGGAGAGUAAGUGGAAACAGGGCCCAGCGAUGACGCUGGGGAAUAAUCCCACAAUCCCCUGGCCACGUCCCAACAGACAGAAGAGGAACUUCUCUUUGGGCCUGGCCGGAAUGUGUUGCAACCAGGGCUGCACCAAGAACGACAUUGGACGGCUGUGCUGAGAGGGCGGCAGUAGA